This is a messenger RNA of Clunio marinus, 207 nucleotides long. Lineage: Eukaryota; Metazoa; Arthropoda; Insecta; Diptera; Chironomidae. The record is from the annotation of a GenBank genome assembly.
AUGGAAAUCGUUCCUAGACCUUUUUUUGGUUUCACUCACAGUGCUCGUUUGUUUCUUUUCUUACAAGCUCAUCCCGCGAGUGAAUUUCAAUGUAUACAAAAGAGGCGAAAGAUGUUGAUGAAAAUAAGAAGCGAGAGUGUACAUAAUGUGCUGUUAUCAACCCUCACUUGUGUUGCUGAAGAUUUCCUUCGUUCACAGCACAAAUAA